Molecule: messenger RNA, 1182 nt
Organism: Cladophialophora yegresii CBS 114405
Lineage: Eukaryota; Fungi; Ascomycota; Eurotiomycetes; Chaetothyriales; Herpotrichiellaceae
Product: glycine cleavage system T protein
Exons: 1
Coding region: 1-1182 (393 amino acids)
Biological process (GO): glycine catabolic process
Cellular component (GO): mitochondrion
Molecular function (GO): protein binding; aminomethyltransferase activity
Source: RefSeq, a predicted model, not a curated record
AUGGUCCCGUUCGCGUCCUUCUCCAUGCCCUUGCAGUACCCAGACGUCAGCCAUAAGGAUUCCCACCUCUGGACUCGCCAACAUGCCAGCCUGUUCGACGUCUCUCACAUGGUCCAGCAUAAACUCUCCGGCGAGUUGGCCGAGGAGUUCUUGAUGACUGUCACGCCUGCGGCCCUGAAGGAGCUGGAGAAGCACCGAUCUACCCUGUCGUGUCUGUUGAAUGAGCAAGGCGGGAUCGUGGACGACACGGUGAUUUCCCGGAUCGGGAAGGAUGGGUUCUACUUUGUCACGAAUGCCAACUGUCGAGAGAAGGAUCUGAAAUUCCUGGACGAGCAGAUGGGCAAAUUUUUGAAAGCCCAGGGCGCCUCAAAGGAAAAGAUCAACUGGCACGUCCUUGACCACCACGCCCUGUUGGCACUCCAAGGCCCUCAGGCCGCGGACGUUUUGCAAGCCCUCGUGUUCAACGACACGGAGGAUGAAGGUCUCGACACGAGCCUGGAGACACUGUACUUUGGCUCUAGUCGGUGGAUUCAACUCACACUACCCGAGUCAGGAAUGAAUACGCCGUCUCUCCUCAUUACUCGUACGGGCUACACCGGCGAAGAUGGCUUUGAGAUCUCGAUCCCCCCUGAGAAUGGAGAUGCGACAGACCUAACAACCAACAUCGCAAAGGCAUUGACGGCGGACCAGUCAAAGGUCCGCUGGGCGGGGCUCGGGGCGAGAGAUUCGCUGCGGUUAGAGGCCGGCAUGUGCCUGUACGGCCACGACCUGAACGAGCAGAUCACACCACCAAUGGCAGCUUUGGGCUGGUUGGUCGGCAAAUCUCGCCGUGGGGAUAACCCCUCCCCCACCUUCAACGGCCAUGAGACCAUCAACAAGCAGCUCGCUGCGCCGAAGAGCAUGUCGGAGCGACGAGUUGGGCUCCUGAUCGAAAAGGGCCCGGCCGCACGCGAAGGCGCCGAAAUCGUCGAUCUCGAACACGACAAUGAGGUCGUUGGGCGGAUUACCUCGGGAUCUCCCAGUCCAAGCUUGGAUGGUCAGAAUAUCGCCAUGGGGUACAUCAAGAAUGGUCUCCACAAAAAGGGCACACAGGUCGGGGUCAAGGUGCGCAAAAACGUGAGGAAAGCGGAGGUCGUCAAAAUGCCAUUUGUGCCGAGCAAGUUUUUCACCAAGCCUUCGUAG